AUGAACUGGAGAGCGAGUACUCUUCGUAUUUCUUACCAUGCUAGGGUUGUUCACAAAUGGGGAAUUUCUUCCCGACUUCCUAGUUUUGGGCACAAACUGAGUUCCCCCUUUGAUCGAAAAACAGCCUGGUCGCGUCGAUGUUCAUCGCAAUGGACGUCCAAUCCGAGAGUCUUCCCAGUCUUUGAUCUCGGGCUACUGGAUUCAUCUCUCAAGAUUGAAGAAGAGCUUGCAAUGGGGUAUGAGCCCAGCGAGACAUAUACGUAUCCCGUUGAGGAUGAAAAAAUCCUGAACAACAGGUACCAAAUUCUACAUAAAAUCGGCUAUGGGCCCACAGCAACUGUUUGGUAUGCUGUUGAUAUAAUGGAGCCCAGAAUGGUUGUCUUGAAGAUCUAUGUGGUGGACCAUAUGCUCAAGACUUAUGGGCGGCUCCACCCACCAAAAUUAUACCAGCAAAGCGAGUGCCCUCUUCACAAAGUUAGCGAUCGUUUUUCAAUCAAGGGUCCUCGCGGCCCUCAUAUUUGUGUGGUCCAUGAGGGACCCCCGCUAGAACCAGGACAGAUGCAUUUAGGAGACAAGCUGGAUAUCGAGUCGAUGAGGUCUACAAUGAAACAAAUGCUAGUCCUGGUGGACUUCCUACACACUGAUUGUUAUCUCACUGCCCGCAUAAUGCCAAACGCAGCAUUAAAUGUUGGUUCCGACCACAGACGAGUUGCUGGACCUAGCAAUGACGAGCUUAUCACCCCAAUGAUACUACCAGGCGACGGCGUUCCCCUCAUUCUGAACUUCCCAGAUAAUGAGAUGUCCGGUAUUGUCGAAAAACAUUGCAGGUCUCCUGAACAGGUCCUGAAAUCGAAAUGCGACCACAGGGCAGAUAUUUGGGCUACUGCUAUAGCUGCAUGGAAUUACACCAGUUCUCAAGGGCUCAUUGAUGGACGAAACUCGGAUGGAGCCUUUGAUGAUCGGGUGCACAUCGCAGAGCUGGUUGCUCUACUUGGUCCUCCUCCACCAGAGUUUUGCCACAAGAUGCGGCUAGGCUCCAUGUUCUGGGAUGAAGAAGGGAAAUGGGCGGGCCAAGCUCCCAUACCCGAUCGAAGCUUAGAGAGCCUGGCAGCUGAUAAUAUCGACGGCGAGGAUGUGGAAGGCUUCCUGCAGUGGAUACGAAAAGCGCUACAAUGGGAUCCUAAAGAUCGGCCAACGGCUCUAGGGCUCUUGCGUCAUGAGUGGAUGUCCCGAAAGACGAAGGAUGGGGAAGCAGAAGGUAUGGAUGUCCCCGAAGACAGCACCGAAGCCUAA
This is a messenger RNA of Penicillium vulpinum, 1293 nucleotides long. RefSeq lists its product as uncharacterized. The coding region runs from base 1 to 1293 and encodes 430 amino acids. The transcript has 4 exons. The record is from RefSeq and is a predicted model, not a curated record. Gene Ontology annotation, biological process: spliceosomal complex assembly; protein phosphorylation; regulation of mRNA processing. Gene Ontology annotation, molecular function: protein kinase activity; ATP binding. NCBI's taxonomy places the organism in Eukaryota, Fungi, Ascomycota, Eurotiomycetes, Eurotiales, Aspergillaceae.